Molecule: messenger RNA, 1560 nt
Organism: Aspergillus thermomutatus
Lineage: Eukaryota; Fungi; Ascomycota; Eurotiomycetes; Eurotiales; Aspergillaceae
Product: chromate transporter
Exons: 4
Coding region: 1-1560 (519 amino acids)
Biological process (GO): chromate transport
Molecular function (GO): chromate transmembrane transporter activity
Source: RefSeq, a predicted model, not a curated record
AUGCUCCUCCUUAAUCAGUCGCGACUCGUCUCGUCCCUACGAGCACUAUAUCAAAUCCGGCGCAGUCAUGCCGGACCAACCAAUCCUGGAGUUGCGGAAGAGCCGCUAUCCAGUCGCUUGAGCGAAGUCGUUCGGCAUACCUGGUAUCUGGGAUUCACGUCGUUCGGGGGACCGCCAGUUCAUUUCCAGAUCUUUCACGCGCGGUUCGUCGAGAAGGAAAAGUGGGUUGAUGAACAGACGUACCAAGAACUCUUCGCCAUAUGUCAAGGUCUCCCAGGACCAGGGUCAACAAAGAUGUUGUUUUGCUUGGCUUUGCUCCACGCGGGGUUUAUCCCGGCCUUGCUUGCAUUUUUCUUCUGGUCUCUCCCCGGCGCAAUCGGCAUGUAUGCACUCUCUCUUGGCGUGCAACGGAUCGAUGAAAAACUGCCCGCUCCAGUCUACGCUCUUCUCUCCGGCCUAAAUGCCUCAACCGUAGGCAUUAUUGCUCUUGCUGCUGUCCAGCUAGCUGAAAAGGCCAUCCGUGAUAAAAUUUCACGAAUCCUUGUAAUCUUUGGCGCAUGUGCUGGCCUCUGUUAUAGCGCACUUUGGUAUUUCCCUAUUCUUAUGGUUUCUGGUGGUGUUGCUACUGUGCUGUGGGAUGGGUUGGUGUAUCAGCAAAUUCUGAGAGCGAAGAGUGCGUGGAAAAAUAGGAAUCGGCAGCCCGAGCCGGAAGGUGAUCCCCCGGUUUCCACGGGCUUGGGGGAUACGGCUGCAAGGAAUUCAGCUCAGGAGCCGGGAAUGGAGAUGCUGCGGAUGAGAAAACCAGAUACGGGGGCUUUGCCGCAACAACAAACUAAUACCCAGGCUUCAGAAGGAAGGGAAGGGCUGUCACAGGACCAUGUGAUUCGUAUCCGUGUUGGGAGUAUGAUUGUUGUUUUCUUCUUUGUGUCCUUUACCGCCAUACUUGUCUCCAGAGCCAAAGUUUCACUACCCCCUUUGGCCCUUGAUCUCUUCGCAAAUAUGUACCUCGCCGGCACUGUGAUAUUUGGCGGUGGCCCAGUUGUCAUCCCCUUACUCCGUUCCUACGUUGUUGACCCAGGCUGGGUCUCCAGUCGAGACUUCUUAAUCGGCCUCGCUAUCAUCCAGGCGUUCCCUGGCCCAAACUUUAACUUUGCUGUUUUUCUUGGUGCACUCGCCCUUCGAACUACAUCCUACCCGACAGUCUUUGGUGCAUUCCUCGGUGGAUUAGGGAUAUUCUUCCCUGGAAUCGCUCUCGCUAUCGCGAUUCAGUCAUUCUGGCGUGUUCUACGAAAGCAGAAGUAUGUGAUCGAUUUCCUUCGCGGUGUGAAUGCAUCGGCUGUAGGAUUAGUUUUUACGGCUGUGUACCGGCUUUGGGAAAUAGGGUAUUUGAGUCCCGGGGAACGUAAUGGGCAAAGCCUGGCAAAGGAGCCCUGGUGGGUUGUUGUCGCCGCUGUUACUUAUGCUGAGAGUGCGUGGUUUAAGGUUCCACCUGCAGCGGCUAUUUUGCUAGGUGCUGUGCUUGGGUUGUGUUGGUACGGAGUCGUUGCUCCUGCCUGGUGA